UGAGUGUGUUUUUGUCGGCUUUUAACCGCAUGUCCUUCCAGAGUUUAUCGUUUAACUUGGACAUGAAGGUUUAAAGAACCGUGUGGUCGCUCCAGAGAGACAGGGGGGUCAGGGAUGCUGUGCAAGUUCAUUUCAUCCCUGCCGGAGCAGAAGCGUCCUGCUGAGGGAAGCCAUCGAGUGGAAAUGUUUUGCAUCUGCAAAGAAACCCGGAGCUCAGCUGGGCGAACAGAUCAGGCCUGAGUGUUUUCCACCUUCUGGAUUAAAUGGUGGCAGAAGUGUGCAUUACGAGAUAACCAGCUGCUGUCCAGCCUGCACUGCAGAUAAGCUGUGAGUCUACUUUUCCUUUUUUUUUUGGAGGCCUCUGUGUGCCAGACUGUAUAUGUGGGAGUAGCUAUAAAUAAUGAAUGUAAUGGACAGCAGCCUCUGAACUGUGAGACGUAGGAAAGGCUUGGUUAUUUUUCUAACCCCUCAAAAAAAGACUGGAAAUAAUGGCUGAUCACGAGGAAGCGGAGUUGUCCGAAUCCCUGCAGAAGGAUGACGACUUCUCCAGCGAGAUGGAAGAGCCGGAUAUGGGCUAUCAAUGUGAAAAAAGUUUGCCUAUUUUAAAUGAAGAAGGGCCUCAAGAGGAAACCUUACUGGCUAGUUCUGUGUCCAUAACGGCGGAAGAGAGCGCUGAAUUCAUCCAACUCCCGGCCAAAACCGAGUCUUUUCCGCCCGAGUCCCCGACCAGAACAAAGAAGUCUGGGAAGUCGGCGCUGAACCAACCGAGUUCCUACAUGGAGAACACGGAGAUCCGAAGGAGUAAAAACAUGGCUAGAAGGAAGCCGCCGGCGGGGUUUUUGUCUUCGACCCUGGCUCGGUUUCGUCUACCCAGCAAGAAGUACAUGAACGUAAUCCUCCAGGACUCUCGCUGCUUCCUGUUCUGCAUGUGUUACCUGACGUUCAUCCAGUCGCUCAUGGUGUCCGGAUACCUCAGCAGCGUCAUCACCACCAUCGAGAAGAGGUACAGCCUAAGAAGCUCUGAAUCGGGGCUCCUCGUGAGCUGUUUCGACAUCGGGAGCCUCGUGGUGGUCGUGUUCAUCAGUUAUUUCGGCGGUCGGGGUCAAAGGCCUCGCUGGUUGGCGGUCGGCGGGAUUUUCAUCGCUGUCGGAGCCGCGUUAUUCUCGUUACCUCACUUCAUUUCCCCGCCGUACCAGAUCAAGGAGGUAAAUUCUUCCGCGGGAAAUGAGGGCCUGUGUAUGAACGCUAACGGUAGCGGAAGGGUAGGCGUCGACAUCACUUCCUGUCCCAGAGACCAGGAGGGAAACGAGCACAACCUGUACGUGGCGCUGUUCGUCAUCGCUCAGAUCCUGGUGGGCAUGGGGUCAACGCCCAUCUACACUCUGGGGCCAACCUACCUGGACGACAACGUGAAGAAGGAGAACGCCUCGCUCUAUCUAGGUAAGAGUGUGUUUUGGGACUGUGUGAGGAAGUGUGUGAAGAAGUGUGUGAGGAAGUGUGUGAGGAAGUGCUUAAUAUCUGCAGCAGAUGACGUCACUGCGUAA
Messenger RNA from Notothenia coriiceps (black rockcod), 1544 nucleotides. Its product is annotated as solute carrier organic anion transporter family member 5A1-like. The record is from RefSeq and is a predicted model, not a curated record. The transcript has 2 exons. The coding region runs from base 489 to 1544 and encodes 351 amino acids. NCBI's taxonomy places the organism in Eukaryota, Metazoa, Chordata, Actinopteri, Perciformes, Nototheniidae. Gene Ontology annotation, biological process: sodium-independent organic anion transport; transmembrane transport. Gene Ontology annotation, cellular component: basolateral plasma membrane.